CUACCAACAGAAGCAAGACUUUCGACUUUCGUUAUCUCGAUAUUUAGGACAUUUUUUUAAUUGCAUCAAUGUAUGCAUCAAUGUAUGCGCAGUUUCGUUAAAGUUAUAACUUGAAUGCAUUAUAUCACGCUUUUUAUACCAUUUUACCACAUUGAGUUUAGUUUAAAAAAUACAGUGCAAGUGAUGUGUUGCUAUUAACUUUCUACUUUUACUUUCGUUUUGAAAUUCCUGAUGAAAUUCCACAUAUUAUAAUUAAUGUAGGUUUUACAAAGUUGACUAUAUGAAUAUGAUUUAGCGGAAGUCUUCAAAAUUGUUGAGAAAGUUGCAAUAAUCGAACUCUCAGUUACUUACCCCCUGGGUCGCUGUACUUGUUAAUGGCUACCAUACCGUUAAGCUGCGAUGUCUGCAUCAAGACGUUUUCAGGACAUGUCCCUGCCCAGCAGCACUUCGCCAGCGCAGAACAUAGACGGAAACUGGAAAAUCAGUCUCGCUCAAAUCACAGUGGGCACUAUUGCAGUGUGUGUAAGAUAAGUUGUGACACAGCUGAUGUAUUGAACAACCAUUUAAUAUCACCGAGACACAAUGCAAUGGUUGAAAAGCAACGCGGCAUGGAUUGCAGUUCGAGAUCAAAUUCGACGCAUUCAAAAGAUCGCUCUUCUAAUAACGAAUAUGAUUUUGAUGGUAAGCGAGGCUUUUGUCAUGUGUGCAAAUUAGAAUUAACAUCACCAUCCCACGCAUCAAGUCAUUUAAAUGGUAAAAAUCACCAAAAGAAAGCACUGCAAUGGGCCGUAAGAAACAACAAACCAGCAUCGACAACCAACACAAAUUCUGAGAGAUGCAAUGUUUUUCGUAGGCUCGAUUAUCAAGACAAAACUUUCGUAAGAGAAUCAACUGAAAAUACAGGUCAGCAAGUGUCGGGGGCCGAGGCUUAUUCUCGAGAUCUGCCUUUGGGAUCGGUAAGCGAUUUAUUUCGUGACGUAUGUCAUGCCGGAUUCACUGGGCCCGAAACACAAGAUGCGCAUAUGAUUGGAGAAAAACACAGAAAUGACCAUGGAAGAUUUGAAGCAGAGAAAAGUGGAGCCGUACAGCCGUUGGGUUGUAAUGCAUGUAAUAUUAAUUAUUUCUCGGGGCCGGAAAGUGCCGACGAUCAUUUUAAAAGUCAAGCACAUGCUAAAAACACAAAGAACAAUAAUAUAAAGAAUCGUUCACCAACCAGCGAUUCUCGUACUUCCAGUUUUAAAAAUGUCAACAUCGACCGUGCUGAAACAUUCGUAAAGCAAGAAAUGCAAGCGUUCAAGCCAUUGGUACGAAACGAUAACACUGAUGACCAUACAUUGUCGACAGUAAGCGAUUUGAACAUAAAACCUUUUGAAUCUGAUCGGCAUGGCAAUCGAGGCCUAAACUUUGAAAGACAAGAAAGCAGGGAGACAGAUGAGGGAAAGAUCAAAGAAGACAUGCAAUCUACCACAACAGAUAAUUUAAGUCACUUGAGUUUGAGUUCGUUUGAAUCCGACGCUAGUUCUGGUCGAAGCAGCAGGGUCACUGCUCCUUUUCGGGUUGUUGUAAAUCCAGUUGACAGUUAUACGACGGGUAUAGGGAGAGGAAGAGGGGUUUUGGAUAUACUUGAACAGAGACAGACAUUGUCAUUAGGAGGAAUGUUUCUGAAAACUGAACGAGAAGACACGGCUCUCAAACAAGGAAUGAAGACCGAGGUCAGUGCCAGAAAUGUUUCAAGCUUUAAUGAUACUGUAAAGUUGAGUGCGGUUGAACCGGUAUAUAGACCACUAAACGCGAGGGAUAAUUUAGUGCUCUCGGGAAUAAAUGGUUUAUCAAACUCCAAUCGGCCAAUGUUUGAAAACGCCAGUUGUUCACAGGCAAAUAUUUAUCCUCAGCAUCGGAUUGUCUCUUCACCUUCGGACAGCGACGACAAUCUCAGUAGCGAAGGUAAUAUCUUUGAUGCUGGAAUGCAGGUAAAUCCAAGAGGAUCGUAUUUGUCAUAUUUAAGUCAAGAACCGACAUCAGCUGCUGAAAAGACACCAGUUGCAGAUUACAAUUUUGAUACAUUAACUGGAACAGGACGAUGCUUUUUAUGCCGGGUAGAUUUCACUUCCGAACAACAUAUGCAACAACAUGUUAGCGGAAAGAACCACUUGAAGGCGAAACAACAUAAACAGACAAGAAGGCCAGUUAGCACUGUUAGCGUAGCGGAUCUACAGCCAUCGAAGAGAGUAUUUGUUUGCGACGCUUGCAGUGUCACAAUAUCUGGUUAUGACAACUAUCAGCAACACCUUCAAGGUGCGAAACAUAUGAAAAAUACGACUACAAGUGCUUUUGACGCGAUAGACAAAACCAUCUGGCACACGUGCUCUGUAUGUUAUACACAAUGCAACACGUCUGAGCACUUACUCAUUCAUAUGAAGGCGAAGCAUGCAAUCGAAGAAAUUGACGUGCCGGUUAAGGUUUCCUAUUGUGAUAUAUGCAAAGUUCCUUGCUCUGGAGAAGACAAUUAUAGGCAACAUUUAGAAGGAGCGAAGCAUAGAAAGGCCGCUGGAAUUUCAAGUGAACUACCGAUAAUAGAAUCGACAGAUCGAACCGCUUGGUGUGUAUGUCCGACGUGUGGUGUGAAAACAAACACGUUCAAGCAUUUAGAGAUUCACAUGCGUUCCAAACACGCACAAGACGCUGUUCAUCCAGCAAAAGGCAAUCCUUUCGACAAGACUAGCUGGCAUAAGUGUACCGUCUGUGGCUCGAAAGCCAUCACCGUUGAACAGCUUCAGACGCAUAUGAUACAAACUCACCAAACAUACAACACAUGGGCUGAGAACUCAAAAAAUGCAUCACAUGAUAGAGAUCAUAUUGGGGACAGAUCAAACGCUGGUUAUAAAUCGCCACUUGACGAGUUCCUACAAGAAGAACUGUUUCCAGCAGAGUUUUUGCCAACAGAACUUAAAGAUUGUCAGUCACUCUAUACAAAAUCAAGAAUUGAGCCCGAAGUGACAACAACACGCGUGGCUCUUCCGCACAAAUAUGCACAAGUUUUGGAACAAGAUUCUGGGUCUCCUACUGACAACUGCACAAAUAGUAACGUUAAACGAGGUAUGCCUUCAGACCUUGCAUACGCAACACGGACCAAAAACGUUGGCAAACAGGAAAGCAAUUUUAAAGCAGCGACAGGCGUAUAUCAUCCGUCAAAAAGGACCGAAGCCUCGACCUGUACGAAUCCCUAUGCUGCUACACACAACUACUACUGUCACACAUGCAAGGCGCCCAUGAACACUCAAGAAAGUUAUGAGGCGCACAUGAAAGGAAAGCGUCAUCUGUCGAAAGUGUGCACGGAGCCUGCCCCUGUGCGCGAACAUCUGCCUGCAUUGGAUUUCGCAUCAAAUUAUGUUCCGUACACCGUCAGUAAACCACGCAACUACCAGUUAGAGCUGUACAGAAAAGCAAUGGCAAAUGAUGUUCUUGUUUUCCUCCCUACUGGCACAGGUAAAACAUUGGUAUCAGUGAUGACGAUCAGCGCGAUGCUUGAGAAGUUUCCAACGAGGAAUGUGUUGUUCCUUGUAGACAAAGUGCUUCUCGUAUUGCAACAGUCGAAAUACAUCCAAAGGGAGAUUGGAGAAAGAUCGUUUUACAGAUUUAAUGAUGAAACAGAAGACUGCACAGAGCUUGUAGAAAGACGCUUACGCAUUGCGGCCCUUUGUAUGGGUCAACAGUCGACAGGUGGCGUACCUCUGUGGAAACAUGACGUCAUUGUUGUGACGGCAGCGUUUUGUCAAAAUCUGUUAGACAAAGGUAUUGUCCGUUGGGAGGAUUUUAGCCUAGUUGUAUUUGACGAGGCGCACCAUUGUGAUAAGGACCAUCCAUUUAAUCAGCUACUGACCAACUAUCAGCGGAAAGGAAACACAAUUAAACCAAAGGUAUUGGCUCUGACCGCUUCACCGGCUGGUAAAAAGAAUGUACAGGAAAGCUUUGGAAUGCUCGUGAAACUUGUUGAAAACUUAGGCCAGGCGCGCAUGAGCAUUGUUGAGGAGCCCAAGUGUAAAGCCACUCUAGAGAGCUAUCAGUCGAAUGCUAACAUGGAAACACGGACACCGAUGGAUGGUGAAGAGGACUCGGACCAAGACUCUCAAUUUGGUUUUCAGAAGAGCUUUAGCAAGGAACUCAAUAUAUACAUCAUGUACUGUGUGCUAAGACUCGCAGAGGUGUCGGAUAUAAGAAUUUACGUGGCCAUUGACAAAAAACUGAAACCAGGCACUGCAGAAGCUGUGAUACGAAUGUUAGCUGAUGAUUUUGUUUCCAAAGAGCUAGAUAAUAUUCAGAACAGCUUGAAUGACAUUAAGCCAAGCAGCAAUAUCGAAGAAGUUGAGUUUUCCAUGCUUAGAUCUCACACACAAGGGGUCUGUAUGGCCCGGAGCAGUCUGCUGGAUGGUGGCGUUUAUUGUGCUCUAAGAGAUCUCGAUGAACUUGGAAAAGCAAACUUCAAUUUUGCCAAAUCAAUCGGCCUUCCAACCGAGACGCUAGUUGAAUUGCAAAUGUGUGACAGGGACCUAUUCUUCAUUGAAUCCCCUCCAGUGAAUAUGCCGAACAUGCCGCUCGAUAAUCACGUCAAACAUUUGAUCGACAUUUUGACCGGUAUCGAACGUGACGAUUCAUUCUCUGGUGGUAAUACCAUAUCACUUGUGCUGGUCCAACAAAGGGGCACGGCUUUCCAUUUGACAGACCUGCUAAAGCGGUCGGAGCGUAUGCAGCGAGCGGGGCUACUCACUACCACAAUGGUAGGCCACGGAUCGACAGGUUCCAGUGCUGGGGGAAUGAGUGUCAAGCAACAGAAGAGCGUCUUGGAAGAAAUAAAACAGAACAAGUAUCAGGUGGUCGUCGCCACAUCGGUCGCAGAGGAAGGCGUUGAUUGGCCGGAAUGUGACCGCGUGAUCAGCAUGUACCCGCCCAAAACUGUCACUGCGCUUGUGCAGAUGCGUGGGAGAGCGCGCAAGAAGGACAGCAAGUUCAUAGUGCUGUGUACCAGCAGUGCGGAGGAGGGAAAACUGACCGAUAUCAUGGAAAGAGAGAAAUACAUGAUUGAGGCCACUGCUUGGCUUGUUCAGCUGCAGAAAAACGAGGAGUGCAAUAUUGUCGUUCCAUUGCCUGCACCUACGUCCCGCAUUGUCCCGCGUCUUUCACCUGCAUCAACGUAUCGAAACCUGAUGACUAUUCCCACCAGAACAGAUAGCGUUCAAUUCAUGCAAAGUUGUUGGCCCAUAAGUUCAGGCAUAAGUGAAAUAUCACAGCGACGAGUUGUGGAAUUUGUAGAGGAGAUACGUUCAUCGCGAACAUCAAGGCAGAACAAAAGCACCCGACGAACAACGUCAGUUCAGACCACAUUCAUGAAAGAUAGAUCAUACCAAGAUAAUACUGAAACCAACCAAAGAGCAACUAUCUCGCAUCCGACUGGGUCGAAGAGUCAAGGGAAAAUUCGAAAAACAGUAAUUCAGACCACCUUAGAAGAUAGAUCAUACAAAGAAAACACGGGUAUCAACCGAAGAGCAACCAUCUCACCUUCGACGUUAAUGACAAAGAAAAGAUUGAGAUUGAAAAAAAGGCAAAGAAGUCAUACGCCCCAACUUAUUAGCUGGCCAAGUGAUGAAUCUGAUGACGAACAGCACAGAAAGCGAGCUAGAUUGGAAUCACCUGGGUUAUGGCGAACGAGUCCUGUUCCACAAGCGGCAUAUUUAACAGAUCACAGGUCACGUGAUUGUUCCCAGUCUGUUCGAAAACGAACGACAGGCAAAUCAGCAGGGCGAAGGAGUUUUCUUUCACAAUUUGUAGCUGAUCCCAGGUCGCGUGAUGGUUCGGAUCAAACUAGAAAACGAAAAAAAGAUGAAUCACCAAUAUCAAGGCAAAGAAGUCAUACGCCCCAACUUAUUAGCUGGCCAAGUGAUGAAUCUGAUGACGAACAGCACAGAAAGCGAGCUAGAUUGGAAUCACCUGGGUUAUGGCGAACGAGUCCUGUUCCACAAGCGGCAUAUUUAACAGAUCACAGGUCACGUGAUUGUUCCCAGUCUGUUCGAAAACGAACGACAGGCAAAUCAGCAGGGCGAAGGAGUUUUCUUUCACAAUUUGUAGCUGAUCCCAGGUCGCGUGAUGGUUCGGAUCAAACUAGAAAACGAAAAAAAGAUGAAUCACCAAUAUUAAGACCAUUAUGUCCCGUUAAGAGUCUUCCGCCCCCUCCAUGCUGCACACACCGUUAUUCUGAUUCUGAUGAGGCCGUGGAAUGCCAAAUGUUUUUCUUUCAUGAAACUCAUAAUGCAACAUUGGUACUAAACCAAACGCGCAUCGAACGCUGCGAUGAACAUACAGAAUCUAAUGGAACUUUUACAAGUAUUUAUGCUGAAGACUACAGCUGGGAGUCGGAAAAGAACAAAUCAAAGCGAUCACGCAAAAGGAAUCAAAACAGAAGAAGAAGAAAACGUGGGUCAUUAGCUCGAUUGCAUAUAUUACUUCAAAAGAACAGAGUUGACUUAACUAAAAGACUUGCCUCGCCCACUCUUACCAGUGUGUCUGACCGAACACCAAGUUUGCGAUCAAACACGAUUGAAAACAUACUAACAGAUGACAUUGAAACAAGUUUCAAAAGUAGAUACAAUUUGGGAACUACCUCAACAAGGUUUAAGAAAUCCCGAAAGAGAAAUCCUGAAUAUCCAAAGGCAGCUUACGGAAGCUCAUUGGUUCGACAGUCGGCUCUUUUGUGUAACGAUUCUGACGGUGCUCUCUCACGAUCACAACGAUAUGUUGAGAUGACAAGUAAGGAUAAAGGGUUGAUGAAAAUAACGUUCACCAACAAGAGGAACUAACAUCCAGCAUCAUGACAAGUAUCAGUUUCUCAGUAAUUACGGAUGAUUCGUUUAUGUAUUGAUCUAAAGGAAACAUCAUGGAAUAAUAAAUGAUUGGGCUUUUGGUCUCGUUAUAAGAAAACGUCCAUUCUAGCUUAAAUUGAUUCUGCCAUAUAGUACAACACAUUUACAACCGAAACAGAAACCGAAAGUUAAAAUUAACUGAAAAGAAAAUAACAACACUGACUUCGGAAACACACCAAAGAACCAUACAUGGCUGUAUACUGAAAAUAAGAAGUCGUGGUGUCACAUUGUUAAUAUAUAAUAUCUUUAAACAUUGAUAACAUGUUUCAAUUGGUUAGGCUCUUUAUUUUAAACAUCACGUCUAUUUUUCUACGUCAUACGUAUUCAGUGUUCCUUAUAGCAAUAGCCAAACUGUCAAGGCUUGUUUCAUGUUUAUAUCCCGCAACGAUAUAUAUUCAUACGACACACGAACACUUACAUGGUACACGAACAUGUGUUUGAUAUAUUGUCCAACACACAAAAUGAGCAUAUCGUAUCUUGUUAAAUCUAUGUUACCAGACCACAUCUAGCGUUAACAUUUUGGCUAUUGCUAUAAGGAACAUCGCUUCGUUGUCGCCUGUUACAGACAGACAGACAGAAAGAUUUUUUAUUCAAGACUUUAGUACCUCGUCUAUAUAUAUAUAUAUAUAUAUAUAUAUAUAUACAAUCGCACCUGUGCAAAAGUCGCCAUGAUUAGAAUUUUAGUAUAUAAGCGACCGUUAGAUAGUAAAAUGUUUGCCAAAGCGUGCAUGGAAACAACAAGAAGAAGAAAACUUAAGUCCACUAAAUCGUUAUUCAGUAACAGCUGACAUGAAUGUGAUGGAAAGAUGGAGUAGUCACCAAAUGGGAAUACAAAAAAGUAGAUAUCUUUCAAAAUAUACAGCAUAUUUGAUUUUAGUAUUUCUGUAUAUUAAUGCGGCCACUUGAAAAAAGGUUUAGAGAUUAUAAAGAUGGACAAAUACGUGAAAACGUUUGUUGAGAGAUUGCCUUAACGACACGUGCUCACUUCAGGAGCGCCAGUGAUGGCUACAGACCCAAGAAGACACGGAACUGAUGCGACUGAUUUGAAUUCAAACUCAUUUAUCUGUAAACUUACAACACAUACAUAGAUUUGCUUAAAUACCUAAUACUAAUUAUUUAUCUCCGAAACCGAUUUUUAGUUUUCGUUGUUUUCCUCAAACAAUAUAGUCCCAAUGCAUGAGAAGAUAAGUCAUCCCAAAUUAAAUUAAAAAUAUAACUGUCUUUAUUGUCAGUUUUGUUCUGGUUUCUGAUUCGUUUGUUUUUAUUUUGUUAAAAUUGCAUGUCUUUUGUUUUUCAACAGAAGCAGACAACUAAUUAUAUUUAUAAAGGAAUGUUAAUCAUUAUCUAUAUGUAAAUGUAUUUGAAAAUUAUAACAUAAAUAAAUUAGUUAACAUUUA
Dreissena polymorpha is the source of this 8308-nucleotide messenger RNA. RefSeq lists its product as uncharacterized. The transcript is spliced from 20 exons. The record is from RefSeq and is a predicted model, not a curated record. NCBI's taxonomy places the organism in Eukaryota, Metazoa, Mollusca, Bivalvia, Myida, Dreissenidae. Gene Ontology annotation, molecular function: hydrolase activity; DNA binding; zinc ion binding. The coding region runs from base 375 to 6848 and encodes 2157 amino acids. Gene Ontology annotation, cellular component: cytoplasm.